AAAGAUCUGUCUGCAGCUGAAAAAACCCAUGCCGACGUCCGGCUUAACCUCAGUUAUGGCCAAGGCAUUUUUGGCCGUGCAAGCACAACGCUUUCCCUUUACAGAAUCUCGAUCGAUCACACCCCCUGACUCAUGUUAGACCCUUAUUUAAGCAUAAAACUGAGUUUAAUGCAGGUGUCUGUGCAAAGAUUGUAAUUGCAGCCCUGGCUCUGUUGAGUGCAAGUCAUGGCAUUAAUGAAUGAUGAAGCCCAUAUGAUUUGGGGCCUGUCUGCCUAUAAGGCUACCUUUCCCCCUAAGAUUCAGCCUGGCAUUUGAGAUUCAAUAAAGUGCCUCCACUAUUAGACCCUCAGUCAUGGGAUGGAGGCAAAUGUAUUCACUGUGUCCUAGAUUUCUCUCCUUUUUGGUCCCAACUUUAUGGCAUGGUGUGUAGCUCAGCCGCCUAUUCUUUGGUUGUCUGAGGACUCCAGGUAGGGCUGGGCAGAGGACGCAGUUGUAUGGAAGGAGCUGAGCUUUGUUCUGCACUUUCAUGGGUGGAUAUUUGUCAGCAAAGGAGUUAUAACUUUGAGCAGCUGCCCGGAGACAAGACGACAGGCCAUUAUUAAAAAUCUGAGUGCAAAUAAAUAAUGAGAAGGAGAGAGAGAGAAUGCACACGCACCAUGUUUUGAAAAAAGCAAAAGCCUCCCCCCAAAAAUGAGGAAAACCCAUUGGACAGAACGUCCCAUGGUGUGAAUCGGCUGUGUAAUAUAGCCUGCUGUCCACUAGAGAGAGGCAGAGCUCUUUGUCAACGGAGUACGAUUUGGAAAUACAGAGCUCAGAUGGAAACUAAUCCCUCCAAAAGAUUUAUAUGUCGACGUGAUCCCAGUGCCCAGCACAAGUUAGGGGGGUCAUAUUCUGAGAGUGUUUCGCAGUCGUGGUGAAUUGAGCCAUUCAUACAUGCAGUUCCCAUGUUUCGGUUGCACAGUGAAGGCCUCAUUUGCCUCUUGGGUUAUGCUGAUAUAAAUCAGACCUAACUCUAUUUGAAUUAUUUCUGAUUUGAAUCAGUGUAAAAGAGGGGAGAUUCGGGUCAGAAUGCUGAGGCUGCUCGUGUAAGUUAGUGUCACUAUGAGCGAGAUGGCCAACUCCUUAGCAAGCAAACGCCCAAAGACACUUGGGGUCUCAUCCCCUCUGAGCCCCUGACUGAUCUUCAGCAAGUCCCUCGACACCUGGAAAUUUUCUUGGUGUUUCUGCUUUUACAGUCUGCUCCCAUCCUUUUAGACCUGCUUGGGUUAAGGUCUGGGAAAGAUUCGGAAACAGUGUGGUGCCACGCUGGAGUUGGGAGUAUUGCUGUCAAUGCCAGUUCUUGUCUUCUUGGUUCAGCCUGCGCACCGGAUGAGCUGCUCGGUGAUAUAUUGUGGCCUUGCUCUUUUCUGAAACCCAGUUGGAGCAAGCAAGUGUCCAUUGCAUGAAGCAUCCUCUCCACCGAGCGCAGGCAAGCGCAGACAGAAGCGCUGAAUAGCAAGGUGCAAGCCCGUGGUCCGUGUCAAGCCUGAUGGGAGUAAAGUCCCACACGCACAAACCCAGGGUUAAUGCCCUUUAAUUUUCAGAGCUGCUGUGCUAGGUUGCCCUCCAGGUUGAGCGUGGAUCUUAAGGAUACUUUUAAAGGUGGCCGUGUGUCUAUCCACGUUGUUGGGUAUGGCUAUGAUCUUGACCCAAAUGGCCAUGCCUGAGCCAACUGAUCACAUCUCCUUGGGGCCAAGGAGUAGGACUGAGCGUGUUAUGCGGCACGGCCAUCGUGUGCAGUGUCUGCUAGUUGUUUCCUUGCCUUGGACCACCCCCAAAUGCUCUACCUGUGCUCUGCAUGUGGGCUGGCCCCUUUUACCAGGUGCCCUUAGUGUGCUGAUCUGAAAUAAGGAAUUUAGCCCUAAAGGAACAAUUCAGAAAUACCCAUUGGGCUACAGUACCAAUGCACAUGUUCUCAUCUGCCUCGGCCAUUGCAGAGAGUUGGCAAAUGAUAAAGCCACAGCCUUCAAAGAGAGGCAUUGGCUAGUUGCAAGCCACCAGUGGCAAUGUUAAGCUAGUGAGAUUGCAGAUCACGCGGUGAGGACAGAGAGAGCGAGGGGGGAUGAAACUCUCUUCUUGGAUCAUUGCCCCUUGUUUGCAUUUUCAUUUUCUUUUCUGUCCUCAACUGUUUGUCUGUGGGCACUUCAAGGUUCAAAGAGGCCAUUGGCCCCACCCCCUGCCGUCCAUGUGACUUGGUGGUAGCUGCACAGGGUGAAACUUCUUGGUUUCUGUGCAGACCAUUUUUUCCUCUCCUUGCAGCUCUGCAGAGAACAGUGACACUAUCUUUGCUGCCUCAACCAUGGACAUGCGUGUUUUCAAGGUGGUGCAGCUAACCUUGGCCUGGGCAUUGUUAUCCGGCCACGAUGCUGUGAUGGCUACCGAGCCAGAGGUUAAACCAGCUUUCCUACGUGGAACUCAGCCAUCCGCCCAUCAUCAGUCUUCCACUGAUGCCAGCAACACGCUUCUCUCUAGCACCACAGGUUUAAUGACAACCACACUGCUAAGAACAACAGCAGAACAGGAACAGACUGCCACGCAGAUAGCAAACCAUCAGCUGGUUACAACAGCAUCAGCACUCAACACAAUGACUGAUGGAAGAGCUAAUGUCACCCAGCUGACCAACCAGGCAACUCACGCUAUAUUAACUAGAGAUAAGAACACGACUGCAAUGGCCAACCAAACUGAGAGUCACGCAGUAAGUGUUACGGCAGCAUCCAAGAUAACUUUAAAGACAACCCCAAAGUCAACUAAUCUAACAACAACUCACAAAACAACAAAAACUACAGCCACAACCAAGAAAACCACUGUUCACCCAAGAACCCAAGUCACUACGCCUGCAACUACAGCUGCUACCACUGCUGUACCGCCUACCUUUGCUCCUCAGCCAUCAACACCCCAGACUGGAAAUUACAGUGUCACUGAUGGAGAAAUGACCUGUGUGCUAGCAGUGAUGGGACUGGGGCUGAUCGUCCACGAUACGGUGAAGAGGAAUGUGGGCUACUUCAAUAUUGAUCCCAACAUGACUCAAAUAUCUGGAACCUGUGUAAUGGAGGAGUCAGUGAUAACCAUAUCAUUUAAUGGAGGGACAAUACGCUUCACCUUCUUAAAGAAAGAUCCAGAAUAUUAUGUCAGUGAACUUGAGGCCAACUUAGAGAUACCUAAUGAAGGUUCGUGGAAGAAGAUAAUUAGAAAGCCCAUGUUUACAACUAAACUGGGGGAUUCCUUCAAGUGUCUCAGCAAACAGACAGUGGACUUGGAGAACCACUUCCAGCUGAUCAUUGUUAACAUGCAACUACAAGCUUUCAAAAUUGUUGGUAACACGUUUGGGAAAGAGGAAGAAUGUCCCCUGGAUAGAAACAAGAAUACAGUUCCUGUAAUAGUGGCCCUGAGUAUCCUGGCAAUUGUUCUCAUUGUGCUCAUCACGAUACUGAUUGCCAGAAGGAAGAUAAAUAGAGGAUACGAACGCAUCUGAAUCGCCAGUGUGCUUCACUUGGACAAGCACCCAGCUGGCGUCAACAUUGGUGACCUUACAAUUGGCUUGUGUGAUUGUUUUAGUCCUCAUGGUAGUUACCCUUUGUGGGAUCUGCCAUUAGCGCUGACUGCAUGCAUACCAGAGAAUGCGGCUGAUCAAAAUAAUUUCGUAUCAGUGAGAACGACGGUACACGGAGAGCUCUGAGAGUUUCAAGUCUAGCAUAACUGUUCCUUCUAACAAAGCUGUUAGAGCAACGUAAAAUGCCAGAGUGUAUAAGUCUAGAUUUGAAGUUAAGUAUCUGCUCGUUAUACUGAGUAUAUGUAUCUAAAAGGAAGGAGAACAGUUGUGUUAUAAUUCACUUGCACGUCAAAAUAAUAGUUUCAGUUCUUCUUUAAAAAAAUCCGGCUUCUUGAUUUUUAUAAUACAGCUUAUAUUACAUACUAAGGAAAUGGGUUAAUUUAAGGAAAAAAAUAUUGGAAAAAUGAACCGGCCAAGUGCAUGCAACAUAGAUGCUACUGCCUGAGCUUGUUACUGGAAUCAUAUUGGCACAGAUGUUUGGAUUACUGAGGUAGCUAAGCACCCAAACUCUUCCAACCUGUUUAAUUUAGAUUUCUUUUUCAUUUAUAGUUAAGGUUUGCAUAGGGUUCUUGUAAAUAGCUAGCACCCACUGAAAUCGCAAAUGUUGGGCUACCUGAUCUGUACGGUUUCCAAUCUUGCAUCAACCAUAAGAUUUUUUUUUGUUUUGCUCAUUGUGUGGCAGCAUUUAUCAAUUAAUCGUCAGUCUUUUAAUAUUUGAUACAGCAUUGUAGAACGUGAUUUUAUUUUUGCUAUAACUAUUCUUAAUGGCUGACAAUUCCUGUUUACUUGUCUAGCAACCUCUGUCAGUCUUACGGCAUUCUAUGCCUGUUCUUGACUAGAAUUAGUCAUACUGUUGGUGACGGAGAAGUUGGAUUGCAUGUUGCUUGCUCAUUUUUUCCUAUUGCAUUUAUUUUUUGGAAAAAAUGCCUCAGCUCCUUUCCAUGGCUAUGAGUAGAGCUGAAACUGCAUCGCACAGCACAGGUGCAAUCUACACUGCAAAAGCGGCAUUAGGGCCAGAUACACAGCAGUGAAAGAUGCAGCUCGAUAUAUAGUCAUUAUAGAUUGGUGAUUUAUACCAGUGGAGCAUCCACCAUGCUUUCCUGAUUUGCACCAACUGAGAUUCUGGCCCUUAAUGUGCAAUCAUAUUCUAACCCAAUUGCAACACUCAGCCUGCCCCAAUCCCCACCAUAUAUGCUUUCUUCAAGAAACGUGAACAACCUGCACCAAAGACAUCUGCAAAGGCAAUUGCUCGGUCAGGAAAUAUUGUUUGCCUGAGUUUUAUGGGGAGCCAGAAUGGGGUAGCCACAUUGCACCCUAAAUUGCUGAAUACAUGCCCUUUUUUUCUGGCAGAUGUAUGUGUUCCUUUCCUGCCUGAGCUUAGCUUAAUGCUUGGUAGGUAGUUUAUCUUCCAAGGGUGUGUUUAAAUAAUGAAGCUCCUAGGGCAUUUCUGCUUCAGUAGGAGGGCCCUAUAGAUGUAUUGCCUCUUGGUUGCAGGAUUGUUCAAUGUUCUGUUGUAAGAAACAUUCCAUACCAAACGUGGGUCCCUAAGGAGCAACCUGGAGAGGUUUUCAAGAUCUUGCUAUAAAAUGUCUUGUAUAAAUAGAUGUGCAGUCACCAUAAGACUACUAUUGGCACUGAGCCUUUUCUUUUACAUACCUCUUUCCCUGCAUGGUGUUUUCAUACUUGCAGAGAUCACUGAUGAGAAGAUGAUUACUGAAACCUACCCUUCUAUGGCUGCUUCUUGCCCAAACUGGACGCUUGUUCCAUGAACAGCAUCACAAUAGAGUUCAAGUUAGAAUCUACCUACAGGAUCCAAAAUAAAGAGAACACCUGAAUCAAAUGCCUGAUGCUCCAUUAAGAAUUGCAGCCCAGAUCAUUUCAUACACCCUAUUGCAAGUGCAUGGCACAGCAUAUGAAAGCAUUUUCCAUUCUUUAUUCUUAGUCAAAAUGCUGAGUAAAUUAUAAUGUAGGUUUUUUUUUUAUUUCCGUAGUCCCCAAUUUCUUCAUGAACUAAAAAUCUGUUGCUAAAUUCUCCAAGGAGUGAGGAGGUGGAUUUAGAUGAUUUUUCCUGAGAGUAUAGAGUCUGCUGGCAUUUAAUUAAUCUCCUCAACUGUUAUCUUGCUCUGAAGGAUGGAUCCUAACUGAAUUACCAAGGUGUGAAAAUAGUCUACACUUUGUACUGUUCUACUCUUGGACUUUCUGUAAUAAAGAUUGUGUUCAUUUGUUA
Messenger RNA from Alligator mississippiensis (American alligator), 5816 nucleotides. RefSeq names its product lysosomal associated membrane protein 3 (gene LAMP3). The transcript has 7 exons. Gene Ontology annotation, cellular component: membrane. The record is from RefSeq and is a predicted model, not a curated record. Lineage: Eukaryota; Metazoa; Chordata; Crocodylia; Alligatoridae. Bases 2339 to 3511 code for a protein of 390 amino acids.